Candidula unifasciata is the source of this 1077-nucleotide messenger RNA. Lineage: Eukaryota; Metazoa; Mollusca; Gastropoda; Stylommatophora; Geomitridae. The record is from the annotation of a GenBank genome assembly.
AUGGGCAAGAACCUUUUGGCUGAUAAAAUACAAGAAGAGGUUGGCUGUUACACGAACUAUCUGGCAAGUCUGGAAGGGAAACCCACUGAUAUACGAGUGAUUACUAAUAUUAGUACGUCAAACAUUAUUUGCUCCAUUCUGAUUGGUCAUAGAUUUGAGUACACGGACACAGAGUUCCAAGACCUUAUGAACAAACUUGGAACUCUUGCUUCCGACCACCAAAAUGUCAGUUUAGUCCACUUUUUCAUGUGGCUCAGACAUCUCCCCGGAGACUUUUUCAAUGCGAAAAAGAUUUCAGUAAAUAUGAAUGCAAUAAUGGAUAGAUUAAAUAAAUUUCUCGUAGAAAAGAAGCGACACAUAGAAGACACCAACGAAGUCAGCACUCUAAUAGAUGCAUAUAUCGUUGAAAGGAACAAGAAACUUAAAGCUGGUAUAUCGACCACACUUAAUGAUCGGAAUUUACUGAAGAUAAUGAUUGAUCUGUUUAUGGCUGGAACCGAAACGACAAGUACAACAAUCUACUGGUGUAUUCUGUACAUGCUCCACUAUCCUGUCGUUCAAAACAAAGUGCAUAAGGAAAUCAAAAGUCAGAUAGGAACCGAUCGAGCCCCAACCAUACAGGAUAAACCUAAACUCACAUACCUGAAUGCUGUUAUUACAGAAACCCAACGGCUGGCAAGUAUUGUCCCCCUCUCGGUGAGCCACUUGUGUAGUGAAGAAGUAGCUUUGGGAGAGUAUGUUCUACCCAAAGGAACCUACAUCAUGCCCAACCUGGACUCUGUUCUCCACGACAAGACCAUCUGGGGAGAAGAUGCCAUGAGUUUCAGACCCGAGCGCUUCAUCGACAACAACGGCAAACUUCAGGUUCCUGAACAGUUCAUCCCGUUCGGCAUUGGUCGUCGUGUGUGUCUUGGAGAGGCCCUGGCAAAGAUGGAACUGUUCCUUUUUCUGGCUUCCAUGUUUCAGAGGUUUCAAUUUCUUCCACCAUCUCCAUCCUCAGUCCCUGAGCUCAGUUAUGUGAGUGGUAUUGUCCUAUCACCCAAACAUUACGAGGUGAGAGUGGUAGAGAGAAAAUAG